UACGCUUCUCCCCCGGUCGUGUCCAAGGCUCGUGGGAGGCGUGUACGUACCGGUGGCAGUCUGCGCUCGGAAACUAGCGCAAUGACACAAAACGAAGCCCAGGAACUAAACAAGUCCAACCUGUCCAUCUGAGCGACUCAAGAUGUCUUUAGAAAGCAUCGCAAAGAUCAUAAAAGUCCAGCUUCCGGCUUAUCUCAAGAGGCUGCCGCUGCCGGAGACCAUCGGCGGAUUCGCGAGGCUAACAGUGUCUGAGUGGCUCCGGCUGCUGCCUCUCCUGGGCAUCCUGGCUCUGCUGGGCUAUCUGACCAUCCGCCCAUUCCUGCCGAAGAAGAAGAAUCAGAGAGACAGCCUGAUCAACCUGAAGAUCCAGAAAGAGAACCCCAAAGUGGUCAAUGAGAUCGACAUCGAGGACCUGAACAGCGCUAAUGUGUGUUACUGUCGCUGCUGGCGCUCCAAAACUUUUCCCGUUUGUGACAAGUCACAUUUAAAGCACAACGAGCUCACCGGAGACAACGUGGGACCACUCAUACUCAAAAAGAAGAUACUAUAAUCGACCGACGGGAGUUUUCCUCUCACUUCCCCAAUCUUGAGUUUUCACCUCCACACUUUGUAGUUCUGUCUUUUUCUUUUACAAGUCUUGGUGUCAUGUUUGUAUUCGACAAAAUGACCUUCCAGAGUCUGUUGAAAGUGGUCAGAUUGUGUGAUACUGUAUUUUAGGUUCUUUGAUAGAAUUGUGCAGUUAGGAAGGCUUUUGUUUUGUUUUCUUCAUGGCAGUUGUUCACUGCUUUUAUAUGACUAAAUUAAAAUGUAGUCAUGUCUCCGUUUUUGCAAUCGGUUACAACUCAUCGGGACCACUUUGAGGAGAAACCUUGAAACACUUUCAAUAGUUUGAACCCAUCAGUGGAAACAUUUAUUCCUAGUUAAAUGGCUGUUUAAUAAAUGAGAUACUAGUCCAACUUGUUUUGCACAGUAAGUUUUCAUUUUGGACGACUCUUGUGUAUUAUUGAACAGCCACACUCUUGUUUUAAAGCUUUCCUUCUCUUGCUUCAGUUCUUUCUAAGUGCCAAAUACCGCCAGGAUGUGAAAUACUGUCUUAUAAGUUAUUGUGAGCAUAGGAGGCUACUUAUUCUUCAAAUGUAUUUUUUUCAUCGCCUUUAAACACUUGAGUUUUACAUUUUGUAUUAAACUGUUGCCUUCAAACAUUUCAAACCACUGUACUGUUGAAUAAUAUCCACUUAUACACAGUUUUAACCUCACUACCCCUCUGAGUUUUCGAUGUGUGCUGUUUAUUUCUAGCCUCUGUGUAGUCGUUAUGGCUGUAUAUAUAGUUAAACUUCAUGCUGGAGCCUUUUUAAUUCAUCAGCAAUAUUUUAUACACAAAAGGUUUGUGUUGUCAGAUCUGUGUUUGCACGAUGAUGUCUGUGAAUGACUUUGUUUAUGAACCUCUGUAAGGAUGGACUUUCAUUCAUUCUGCAUUUGAAAUGUGACAGUGGAAUAGUCGAAAUGUUUAACUGGACAGUUUUGGCAAAUACAACUGAAACUUCA
Scophthalmus maximus (turbot) is the source of this 1545-nucleotide messenger RNA. RefSeq names its product CDGSH iron sulfur domain 2 (gene cisd2). Gene Ontology annotation, biological process: autophagy of mitochondrion; regulation of autophagy. Gene Ontology annotation, molecular function: 2 iron, 2 sulfur cluster binding. The transcript is spliced from 3 exons. Bases 143 to 550 code for a protein of 135 amino acids. The record is from RefSeq and is a predicted model, not a curated record. Gene Ontology annotation, cellular component: mitochondrial outer membrane; intracellular membrane-bounded organelle. Lineage: Eukaryota; Metazoa; Chordata; Actinopteri; Pleuronectiformes; Scophthalmidae.